This is a messenger RNA of Scheffersomyces coipomensis, 1386 nucleotides long. Its product is annotated as histidine phosphatase family protein. The record is from RefSeq and is a predicted model, not a curated record. Gene Ontology annotation, molecular function: acid phosphatase activity. The transcript has a single exon. NCBI's taxonomy places the organism in Eukaryota, Fungi, Ascomycota, Pichiomycetes, Serinales, Debaryomycetaceae. The coding region runs from base 1 to 1386 and encodes 461 amino acids. Gene Ontology annotation, cellular component: fungal-type cell wall.
AUGGUUUCAAUCUCAGCAUUUAUAAAUAGCGGUCUACUUUUAGUUGGUCAAUCGGUAUUUCGAGGUCUUGCUUCACCACAGCAAGCAGCUACAGAACAAUACAACCUCAUUAAGUUUUUAGGUGGUUCAGCGCCAUACAUUCAAUCUCCAGGUUUUGGUAUUUCAACUGACUUUCCCGAAACAUGUACAAUUGAGCAAGUACAGUUAUUGUCCAGACAUGGUGAGAGGUAUCCAACUGUUAAUAAAGGUGAAGCUUUUGAAAAGAUCAUAACUAAAUUGGGUAACACCACGGAGACGUACUCAGGAUCAUUAGCUUUUUUGAAUUCGUAUGAAUAUUUUGUUACAGAUAAGUCACAAUAUGCCCUUGAAACUACUCCAGAAAACUCAGAAGGUACAUAUGCUGGUAGUAUCAAUAUGUCAAAGCAUGGUGCUUAUUUCAGAAAUAGGUAUAAGUCUUUGUUUGACGAUACUCAGGUGUUAUCAGUUUUCACUACCAACUCGAACAGAGUGUAUCAUUCGUCAGAAUCAUUUGCCAGAGGGUUCUUGGGAAAUAAUUACUCUGAAGCCAAUGUUAAGUAUAGUAUCCUUGAUGAAAGUGGUUCACUUGGUAUCAAUUCUUUAACUCCUAGAUAUGGAUGUACUUCAUAUGAUAAGUCAGCUAAUUCCGAGUUACUUAAACAGAUUGAUAGAAGCUAUUUGACGAAUAUUCUCGAUCGAUUAAAGGAAGAUAACCCAUUUUUAACAAUUGAUGAAGAAGACGUCUUGAAUCUAUUUGAAUUUUGUGCUUAUGAGAUUAAUGUUAAAAGUGAGUCACCCUUCUGUAAUAUCUUCAACACUGAAGAUUUCAAUUAUUAUGCAUAUGACAAUGAUUUAGAUAAAUAUUAUUCUUCAGGACCAGGAAAUAAUAUAAGUGAAGUUAUUGGUUCCGUAUAUUUGAAUGCAUCCCUUAAUUUAUUAAAAGAUGAGGAAAAUUCAAAUAAGAUUUGGUUAUCAUUUACACAUGACACUGAUAUUGAUCAAGUAAUUAGUGCGUUAGGAUUCUUCACAAAAGAUGAACAUUUGCCUCUUGACAGGGUUGAUUUAGAAAGAGUUUAUUAUCAUGCUUACUUAGUACCGCAAGGUGCAAGAUAUUAUACAGAGAAGCUUAAAUGUGGUGAAAAGUUUUAUGUCAGAUAUAUUAUUAAUGAUUCUGUUCAUCCUAUUCCUGAAUGUCAGUCUGGUCCAGGCUUUAGCUGCGAAUUUUCUGAGUAUGAAAAUUUCAUCAACAGUAGAAUUGGUAACAUAAACUUUGUUGAACAGUGUCAAGUUCCAGCUGAUGCCACUCAAUCUUUGACAUUCUUUUGGGAUUAUGAAUCCAAGAAUUAUACGGCAGAGUUAGAAUUGUAG